Molecule: messenger RNA, 7063 nt
Organism: Dipodomys ordii (Ord's kangaroo rat)
Lineage: Eukaryota; Metazoa; Chordata; Mammalia; Rodentia; Heteromyidae
Gene: Ice1
Product: interactor of little elongation complex ELL subunit 1
Exons: 19
Coding region: 1-6966 (2321 amino acids)
Source: RefSeq, a predicted model, not a curated record
AUGCCGGGCGAGACCCACUCGGCGGCGCCCGGGACGGCGGCCGACCUCGCGCAGUGCCAGGGCUGCGCCUCUCUGCAGCAGAAUUUAAAUGAAUAUGUUGAAGCAUUAAUUACCUUGAAACAAAAAAUAAUCAAUACGGAUAAUUUGUUAACAGAAUAUCAGAAGAAGUGUGAUGAGCUGCAGUUUGCUCGAAGAGAGAACAGUACUCUGCAUCACCAAGUGGAGCAGAUGCUCCAGAAGAUUUCUCCUCUGCAGAAAUGCCAGGAAGAGUUGGGGUCAUUGAAAGCAGAGCUAGAAGAGAAGAAGAGCUCUCUAAAGUUAUAUCAGGCUUCUCACCAGGAAUAUGCUCGUGUGAAAGAAGAAUGCUUAAAAAGCGAUGCCCAGAAGAAGAAGCUAGAAGCUAAAGUGAAGAAGCUGGAAGAGGCUGCUGUCAAGCAAACUCAAGACUUCAAGCAACUAAGAAUUGAAAAGAAGAUACUGGAGAAGGAAUUUAAGAAGACCCAGGAAAGGCUUGAUGAGUUUUCUAAACAGAAAAAUGAAAAGGGGUUGAGACAUAUUGGAACACAAAUUUCAAGUGAUUCAUAUGGAAGCAUAGAUAAGAGAAAAGUAAAACUGCUCCUGAAGGAACUCUGGCUGUGCGUGAACACAGCACACAGGCUCCCCAGUGACGUCGGCAGGCACACUCCAGAAAAACUUGGCCAGGACGACAGUAGCUUCACAACAUCUAGGGAGGAUGACACACCGUCUCCAUCACAAGGGAGUCCUUCCAGGGCCUCGGGUGUGCAAACGUGCCAGGCAGAACUGUCCAUGGAGGUGGAAGAGAGCUUCGCUCCCUGUGAAAGUGUGGCAAAGCAGAGGCCCUUUGGAGCUGGGCUUGGUCCUGGCCGUGCUCCUAACGAGGUGUUAAUGCGGAGUCCUGAUGAAGAGGACAGGGCUGGCGCUUCUGCCCAUGCUCCAUUGUUUGAUGAAGAUCUUCAAGCUGCAAUUGACUUCUUUAGAUUUCCUCUUCCUCUUGUGUCUCCAGUGCCCUCUCCUCCUCUGACGUCCUCCACAAGCCACCUGCGCCCCUUGCCUUCCUUGCUGGCACCUGAAACCUACUUUGGAGAGUACACAGAUUCCAGUGAUAAUGAGUUUGUCCCACAUGAAGAUUCUGCUGAAGAUGAUGACACAGCUGACUCACAGGCUUGUUUUGGCCUAGCCAGAAAAAAUAAAGGAAAUGGUACCUGGGAGGAGAAGCCCAAAUCAAAAGAAACUGUCCAAGUUCUAAAUAAGUUCACAGUAAAUGAAGUGAAAACGGUUGGGUGUAAGACAUUAGCAGCACCCCUGGGAGAAGCUUCAGCCACAUCUGCUUUUGCUCAGGAAACGCGCUGGACGGUGCCACCAGACUUCGUGAGUUGCAGAGGUCGACUGGCAGAUGAGGGGCUCGGGGAGAGGAGAAGGUCUGUGCAAGCUGAGCAAGUGCUUCCCGGCCCCUCCAGGAGCCUGCCGGCCGAAAAGUUGUCUGGCGGGCUGUCAGGAGGCCGGGAGGCCGAGGCUGGGAAGUCCGGUUUGUAUUUCAUGUCCCUUGGCAAGAGGCCUCUGAAUGAACUCAUUGGCUCUGAUGAGAAAGCCUCGUCUUCGAAAAAGAUAGGAUCACCCCACUCAGAGUUUAUCAGGUACACACUUGCUGAUGAGUUUCCUUCCACAUCAGGUGGUGUCACAGGUUGUGGCUCUUUUCCAAAGACACCUAGAGAAACAGCAAAGGAAAGGGAAGAUGACCAAGAAUCCACUUCAGAAUCAUCGGAAUCUGAGGAUGACGACCCAGGCGACGGGCUGGGUCCAGUGGGACAGGACGGUGGCGCAAAGUCUUCCUCGACCUCCAUGUCAGUGUCUAAUUUCAGUCACCCUCAGCCCUCGAAGCUACAGUAUGUUAACAUCGCAGAUAUGCUAAGUAAAACAAUGCCCACCCAACUGCCUCAUUCAGAACAAACACUACCAACUCGAAACCUGUUACUUGCGCAGUCCGAGCCACCAGAGCCCUCUCCGCAGGGAAGCAACCCGGGGAGCCGCUUAUGUUCUUUGAGCCCAGGACUAGAGUCACUGACGUUUAGAAAUCCGAGGAGCAGGCAGACAGCAGGUGCAAACAUGGCAAAAGACACGACCAGAAUCUCACUUUCUCAUUCAGUGUUUAGGAAGAUGACAAAUGGUGGACAGAGUGAAAGCCGAGAUCCUAAGUCGGCUUUGCCUUCCACAGGUUCUGAGUCUGGCUUGGGCGAGAGGGACCGUGGUUGUGAUCAGAGCACUUCGUGGCACCACAAUGAUUCAGUAAGGAGAGGCGGUGAAGAAAGCCCAAGUGCUACCUCAGAACGUGAACCAAAGUCUGGUCAUCAGCUAGAGAAGGCCGCGACAGCCUCACAAAAUGGGGCAUCUUCAGCCACACUUGAGCUGCCAAGAGAAAAUGCCAGUCCUGCUUCUUUACUGCUCAGCCCAGCGUUGGUCACCAUGGGACGGGCAAGUCCCGAGCAGGAUCUGAGGGGCAGUGUGGAUGUGGGACACCGUGAGAAUGAGUUGACCUCAGCCCCAGAAGAGGGUGAUAACCAUGCUGAUGAUGUGCCUGCUGCGGAGUGUGUCGCGGAUCCGGCCAAAACAACAGGAAACAUCCAAGAAGGGCCUGCCCAGAGGAGCACUUCUCCAGAACUUUCUGUGUCUUGUAGCAAACUGGAUUUUGAUUGUCAAGGUGGUCCCGUACCAGCAGAAAAUGUUGAUUGUUCCACAAGUAGGAGAUUGUCUUUCUCAUCUGAGGAUGCCCCCUGCCAAAGCCAGGACUCCAAGGAAGCCGCAGGGCUCGAGGAGGGGCCAGGCGAGGCUCUGGGCGAGGCACCGCGGCCCUCACAGGCUCCACCUGCCCCAGAUCCCGACCCCCUCUGCCAAAGCCAGGACUCCUCCAAGGAAGCCUCAGGGCUCGAGGAGGGGCCAGGCGAGGCUCUGGGUGGGACACCGCAGCCCUCACAGGCUCCACCUGCCCCAGAUCCUGACCCCCUCUGCCAAAGUCAGGACUCCUCCAAGGAAGAUGCAGGGUGUGAGGAGGGGUCAAGGGAGGGUCCAGGCGGGGCACAGCAGCCCUCACUGGCUCCGCCUGCCCCAGAUCCCGACCCCCUCUGCCACAGCCAGGACUCCUCCAAGGAAGCCUCAGGGCUCGAGGAGGGGCCAGGCGAGGCUCUGGGUGGGGCACCUCGGCCCUCACAGGCUCUGCCUGCCCCAGAUCCUGACCACUCUGGGGUGGAGAGCGGUGAACUGCUUCCCACUGAGUCCACCAGGUCAGGGGACCGUCCUGCAGAAGAGAGCCCCUGUGGGCAUGCAGGCAGCCCAGGCGGCGAUGCUUUGGCUGUUGCAAACGAUUCUGCUACCAUGCGGCAGAGUUGUGAGCUUUCCAGAGUGACAUAUCCCGCACCUCCAGCUUCCCCCCAGCUGCACCUCCCCACGGCCACCGGGCUCUCCGGAGUGCCUUUCAGGACAGCUGAGGAGAUGCGGGGCAUCCCCAGCAGCAGCCUUCCGGGCACUCCAGAGCGGGGAGAGGAGAGCAGCACGGACGGGAGUGAGCCUUUCAGCUGCAGUGAAGGAGAGCUUGAGGGCGACGCUGUGGAGGGCAGCGGACGGCAGCAGAUCGCCAGUGACGCCCAGAGCACUGCGGGGGGAAUGGAGGGCGCGGCCCCCGCCCACCAGCCCGCGGUGGAUGUGGGGUACCUGACCUUGGCUCUGCAAGACUUUAACAUCAGUGCUUUUCCUGACAUAGACAGACUUUCUACAUCAGAUGUUGCUGUGUUUCUUGAGAGUUGUCAGUUACAAGACUGUAGUUCAGGGGACUCUGUUUCGGAAUGUUCCAGCAAAGGAACUGAGAUGAGCAAAGAGCUAAAGCAAAGUGGAGUCUCAGGAGAGAAAUGUGAGGAGCAGCUUUGUGAAGAAGAAACACCGGGCACCUCUGAGGAGUGGAUUGAAUCGGAAAAGGUUGACAGCUCCUUAAAAAGUCCCAGUCAGCUUGUCCAGUGUUCUUUGGAGACCCUGACUGAGGUUCUCACCAAGAUUGGGCAGGAACUUCAGACAAACUGUGAGGACUGCGAUGAUGUGGACAGUGGUGAUUUAUCGCUCGUGAGUGUGAAUAGCCCAGCUACUGAAGGUUUGAAAGAGAGUGGCCCCUCCGAGGGAGCCAGCGGCUCCACACCCCGUUCUCCAGAGCAGUUCCUGCUCGUCACUGAAGAGCAUGUUGAGGACCGCUCGGGCGCGCUCAGCGUUGACCUCGCCGCUGGGAGUGCGGAUGCUGGGAAGGAUGGCCUGGCUGCACCUGCAGACUCUCCAGUCCCCGCCUCUGUCUCUGUGACCCAGUCCAGGAUGGAGCAGAGCUCUGGUUAUGAGUCAGAGACGUUUCAUAUCCACACGUCUUCAGGGACCUCCGAAGUUACGGACACACACGUGGAGAAGGAUCAGACGGGAGGCCCCGAGAAAGAGGUGGAGCGGGCGGCGGGCGGCACGGCGGCCUCCCCCGCUGUGGGCCCUCCUCAGGCUCAGGAGGAGGCGGAAGCUGCCUCUGUCUCCAUGGCUUCCACAGAGAAUUCCCCAGAGACUGGUCACACAGCCCCUCCGUUUCAAGAACCUCCAAGUGGCAGUGCCUUUACAGCGGCCCAAGGGGAGGUGUCAGGCAACAGCCAGAGUGCCAAUUUUGAUAAAAGUCGCUUGCGUAAUAGACCUGUUAAGCCUAGUAUAUGGAUUAGUUCUCAAAUAUACGACCAGACCUUUGAGGCUCAGAACGUGGCAUCUGAUCAUACGUAUUAUAACUCAAAACUAGAGCCAUCUGGCAAAAAUAAGAUGCGAUCCAAAAUUUCAAACAAAGAUCCAUCCAACAAGCCAGUGAAGACUUCAGUGAGCAAGGGAGAAGUUCACACCGACAUACCUGAGUCCCUUUCAGGAGAGAGUGGUAUGAAAAGUCAGAGAGGUCAAACUCAGCCCGUUCUAGCACAGGCUGAUACCUCUGUGUCCACAGAUGGCCCUGUGGACACUCUGAGCAAGAUUCGCCAGGAGGUGGGGCCCCCACUGCCGCCUCUUCUGGCCCCGCUGAUAGCCACGCCCCCACGGGCUGCCCCCGUGCCCUCGCCCCUCCUCCCCAGUCCUUCCUCCCCAGCCUCUCCCCUUGGUAAGAUUUCCCCGGCCUGUGAAAUCCCAGUGCCUCCUCUGCUGUCUCCGUGGCCAGAAGAGCCCCUGAGCUCUUCCCCACCCGAGCCCUCUCCGUCUCCGUCUCCAGCAGCCGGUGGGAGGAUACUGUCCUCUCCUUUGCAGUUCUGUGCGGCCACACCCAAGCAUGCCCUUCCGGUGCCUGGAAGACUCCCACCCUGUGCCCCAGGCCCGGCCGCGGUGGCAGUGCCGCAGGAGAAUUCUGUGAAAAUCCUUGAUACCAUGUAUCCCGAGUUGUCUGCCCGGGCCCGGACCCUCAGCAUCCUCAAAGGCAACAUGCAGCUGUCUCGAGGGACAUCUGCCGACGGUAAGACCUUGCCAGGCCGAGUCAGCGCUCUCCUGGGGCUCAAAGCCAUCACGUCCACAUCCACGGCCUUUGUCAAAACAGGAAGUAGCUCUGGUGGUGACAGUUGCCAAGGUAGGUCGAGAGACUUGGGACCUCAGCAGGCCCCAGGUAGCAAAAGAACAUUGUCAGCAUCUGCACCGAGGAGUGCCAAACGACUGCGCCUGGACAGCGAGUCCCCAGAGCCGGAGCCCCAGGGGGACGUGGGGGAGGGGGUCCACGGGAACCUCCCGGAACACCCCCGACAGGCCGAGGUCACAGCAGGGGAAAGGAGCUCAGUGCUGGCCAGCAGCCCCGUUCCACAGCUGCUUGUGAGCCCCAGAGAAACUGUGGAGUCCCAUGAUCAGGCCAUCCUGCAUGCACUGAAGAAAGUGGCUGAGUCGUCCUUCGACCUGCUGCCUGUCAUUAGGAGCCAUGUCUACGUGGGAAACAUCUCCAAGAAGCCUGUGAUGAGAGACCAGGAGAAAGAGGUGGUCUUUGAGUUCAGCACAAGGAAAAAGCAUUUAGCAGAACGCUUGCUUCGCUCCAUUCUCUCAGAACUAAAACUUCAGAAGAAGUCUAUAGAUCCCAGUUAUGUCCAUGCCCUCUGCAGGGUGUAUGUGGGCAUUUGCCGGCAGCUUGGAGACUUGGAAAGAGCUCGCUUGUUUUGCUAUAGCCUACUUAAGGAAGAUUUUCCGGAGUCUGAGAAACUGGCUCUGUUUGUUGCAAACAUGUGGCACGAUGUGUUUGUCUCUCAGUCGGUGAUUAGUAAAGCAAUGCAGUUGGUUGCAAGGCAGCGUGCUAAGGGAGAGGUUCUCAACUGUUUGAGAGCCUUCCUCAACUGGGAAAAGAGCGCGCCCAUGGAUGUGGGUGUCAUGGUGUCGAAGCUGCUGCUGACCAUACAGUUAUGUCCAAAGACAGAGUUCCAGUCCAGCGAGACCUACGGUGAAGACCUCAGUGGUGACACGUGGGAAUACAUAUUUGCCAUCGAUCUGCUUUGCUGCCAUCAGAAAUGGAUUUGGACACAUGAUAACAUUAUAAGUAAGGAGCUGUGGCCUGUAAUGGAUAAGUGGAUAAAGUACAGAAAAGGACACGCCAGCAUUGCCUUCACUCCCGACGUCAUUAUAGCCUCCGUCCUGAGACUGAUUGGUCGAUUAGGCCAAUUGGGUUUGAAGGAAGGAUUUCCAACUGCGGUGAAAAAUAUUAGCUCUGUGAUUGGGACGUUCAUACAGCAUGCUCAGGACGAAGAUAUCCCGUGGGGCAUCCAGCUAGCAGCCGUGUACGCCCUUUGUGAUCUGAGCCCCAGCAACCCAGCACAGAUCGCCCAGGUCCUGGAAGGCUGGCGCAGAGCGGCCUCCAACAGCGUGCCGUCCGCGCUCCUCGGCUACCUGGAGGAGGUGGGCGCCCUGGGCCAGGAGGGCGAGCCUCGCGCCACCCCGUGAGCGGGGAGAGCCCCACAGGCUCACCAGUCUCCCUUUGGAUACAGACUGCGGCUCCACGCAGCACCGAGGCUACCCCCCUGACCCUGCUGCCCCCACC